Molecule: messenger RNA, 2296 nt
Organism: Gavia stellata (red-throated loon)
Lineage: Eukaryota; Metazoa; Chordata; Aves; Gaviiformes; Gaviidae
Gene: NOL4L
Product: nucleolar protein 4 like
Exons: 11
Coding region: 1-2004 (667 amino acids)
Source: RefSeq, a predicted model, not a curated record
AUGCCGAAGCCGCCGCUGCUGCUGCGGGGGAGCCGCCCCGGGGACAGCGAGCUGGGGCGGCAGUUCCGGGACUGGUGCCUGCGCACCUACGGGGACUCGGCCAAAACCAAGACGGUGACCCGGAGCAAGUACCAGCGCAUCGCCGAGGUGCUGCAGGGGGGAUCCGGCUCCGGCGGCGGCUCCGGCGGGGGGGAGAAAGGCAAGUUCCAGUUCUGGGUCCGGUCCAAGGGCUUCCGCCUGGGAAACGGCACCAGGGAGGCGACGAAGAUGGGUCAAGUGGUGGUAUAUGUGCCGGUGAAAACGGGAACGGGGGCAGAUGGACUGUCGGAGCCCGAGGGCAUCUCUCUGAAACGUGUGGCUGUGGUGGAAGAUUUCUUUGACAUCAUAUACUCCAUGCAUGUGGAGAGCUCGUCGGAGCCGGGCAAAGCACCCAAACAUGCCGGGCAGAAGAAAACCUACCGAGCGAUUGCAGAGACCUAUGCUUUUCUCCCGAGAGAAGCUGUGACCAGGUUCCUGAUGAGUUGCACCGAGUGCCAGAAGAGGAUGCAUUUCAACUCCAACGGUCUGGAGCCCAAAGAGAGCGAACCACCUUCCUCUUUGGUUUCUGGGAUCAUUGACUACAACAUGCCCCUCACCUCUACUUACCUGAAGCAGAUGAAGCUGCGGGUAAUGAACUCACAGGAGCAGGAUGAGACAUCGGUGAGCAGCGAGGACUUUGAUAUGAACGACUCCACAUGGAUCUCAGCUGACCAGCACCUGAACUCCAGCCUGAGCCCCAGCCAGGACGAGAGCAUGCGCAGCCCGCAGAACCUGCACGGCCAGGAGGACGAUGACUCCUCGUCAGAGAGCUGCAGCGGGAAUGGCUCCUCCACCCUGAACCCCUCCACCUCCAGCAGCACGCAGGGCGACAGCGCCUUCCCCGAAAUGAACGGGAAUGGCACCGCGGCCCCCAUGGACUUCACCGCCUCCGCCGACGACCAGCCCAUCAACCUCUGCGACAAGCUCACGCCUGCCCACGUCACCCCUUCCUACCAGUCGGACAGCUGCAGUGCCGACGGGCUGCGCAGCAGGGUCAAGUACGCGGUGAAGACCACGGCAGAGUCCCCUCCGUACAGCUCCGGCAGCUACGACUCCAUCAAGACAGAAGUCAGCGGCUGCCCUGAGGACCUGACUGUCGGCAGGGCCCCCACGGCCGACGAAGAUGAUGAUGACCACGAUGACCAUGAAGACAACGAUAAGAUAAAUGACUCAGAGGGGAUGGACCCGGAGAGGCUAAAGGCAUUCAAUAUGUUUGUGCGCCUUUUCGUGGACGAGAACCUGGACCGGAUGGUUCCCAUCUCCAAGCAGCCCAAGGAGAAGAUCCAGGCCAUCAUCGAGUCCUGCAGCCGGCAGUUCCCCGAGUUCCAGGAGCGGGCGCGCAAGCGCAUCCGCACCUACCUCAAGUCCUGCCGCCGCAUGAAGAAGAACGGGAUGGAGAUGACCAGGCCCACGCCGCCGCACCUGACCUCGGCCAUGGCGGAGAACAUCCUGGCCGCUGCCUGUGAAAGCGAAACGCGGAAAGCAGCCAAGAGGAUGCGGCUGGAGAUAUACCAGACCUCCCAGGACGAACCGAUCGCUCUAGACAAGCAGCACUCCAGAGACUCCACAGCCAUCACCCACUCCUCCUAUUCACUGCCAGCUUCAUCUUACUCCCAAGACCCAGUCUACAUCAAUGGAAGCCUGAACUACAGCUACCGUGGCUACGGGUCCCUGGGGGGCAGCCUGCAGCCGCCUGCCUCCCUCCAGACGGGCAACCACAGUAACGGUCCGACCGAUCUCAGCAUGAAAGGUGGGGCCUCCAGCACGGCCCCCUCCAACAGCACCAGCAGGGGAAUGCAGGCUGCCCAGCUCAGCCCCACGGAGAUCAGCGCAGUGCGGCAGCUGAUCGCCGGCUACCGAGAGUCGGCGGCGUUUCUGCUCCGAUCUGCAGACGAACUGGAAAACCUCAUUUUACAGCAGAACUGACUCCCUGUGUCUGCAUCGCUCCUCUGUCGAGAAGACAAUUUAUACCUGCUAGAAAGAGGCUCCCAGCGGUGUCCUGCUCAGGACCACCAUCAUCCUCCCGUGAAGCGGCGGGUACAUGUAGUUUUAGAAGGUGGAAUCCAAAAGACCUGUUUUCUUUUACACUCCAAGCACCUGGGACUUCAGGCACAAGGACACGUUUUUGAACCGUACCAACACCCGUGCGUCCAGCCGACCAGAAGCCAGACCUGCGGCUUGGAAGGAUGUGGGACUUUCAAGGGCAGAAGGGAGCCUG